Brenthis ino (lesser marbled fritillary) is the source of this 1242-nucleotide messenger RNA. Lineage: Eukaryota; Metazoa; Arthropoda; Insecta; Lepidoptera; Nymphalidae. The record is from the annotation of a GenBank genome assembly.
AUGUCUUUAAAAAAUAUAGCGUAUUUUAUAUUAUGCGCCGUUAUUCACAUAAAGGGGGAAUAUGAAGGUGACGCUUGUGUGAAUCAAGAUAUGGAAGGCAUUUGCAUGAAUAUCAGAAAGUGUAAAUCAGCUAUAGAUGAUAUCAGGAACCAUCGCGCUACGCCAAAACUCUGCUCAUUUACAAGUACAGAUCCUAUUGUUUGUUGUAUGGAUAAUCCAAAGAAGAUCACUUAUCAACCACCAGUCGCGACAACUAACAGACCUCGUUCAACUACUGAGUACGUACCACCUAUGUACGAUUAUGUUCUGAAUGACAAAGUCAAGUCCGAGGAGGAUGGGUGUGAGGCCUUACCCCCUAGUAUGACUCCCCCGAAAAUAGGGCAAAAAGCAUGGGAUAAGUGUAUAGAAUAUCAGCAGAAAUAUGUAUAUCCGUGUGAGAGAGGUGUAGAUCUUACUGGAAAAAUGGCUAGAACCAACAAAUGCAAACACAGCGUCAUAGAUCUUAUUGUAGGUGGAGUUGCAGCCACUGAGGCUGAGUUCCCGCAUAUGGCUCUCUUAGGUUAUGGCAAAACAGAAAGCUCUAGCCAAUGGCUUUGUGGUGGAUCCAUUAUAAGUGAAAGAUAUAUUCUGACAGCAGGACACUGUACGUCGAGUCGAGAUUUCGGUAAUGUCACUUACGCCCGCACAGCUCUACAACGCCGUACAGAACCAAUAAACAGCCUUCGUACAUAUAAGAUAAAAAAUAUUAUCAAGCACCCUGAAUAUAAUCCCCCUCAUAGAUACAACGAUAUCGCAUUACUGGAGGUAGAUAGAGAUAUGCAACUCGACCAGUUCGCUGUACCCGCGUGUCUAGAUCUAGGAAGUCCUAACACGUAUGACCGUGCGCUAGCCUCUGGAUGGGGAGCGACCAAGAAUCGAGGAUCUAACGCUGAUGAGUUACAGAAGGUGGUUCUAGAGAAGUUUUCGACUGGGGAGUGUAGUGAAUUGUUCCCAUCGAUGCGACUGAUGGUCAACGGCUUCGAUGAAAAGACUCAAAUAUGCUAUGGAGAUAAGAACAUGUCCAAAGAUACUUGUCAGGGCGACAGCGGUGGACCUCUUCAGUUAAAACAUAAGCAAAUUAACUGCAUGUACACGGUCAUUGGGGUGACUUCCUUUGGCCGAGCCUGCGGGUAUAUAGGCGAGCCGGGUAUAUAUACGCGGGUAGCUGCAUACGUACCCUGGAUUGAAAGCGUUGUAUGGCCA